AUGGCUUCUUCCCUGUCUCUAACUUCCGAUGUUGUUUCCAAGCAAUUGCGGGUUCUGGACAGCAGCAGCUCCGCCUCGUCUAGCAACGUACUAAAGAGCCAAUUCGCGUGCAGCACGCGCAGCGCUGCCAGUGCGUGCGUGUGCGUGCGAUGCAGCGCUGCGGACGAUGGUCGCAGCGCGGCCACGGUCGUUAAUGGCGCGUCGCACUCGUCCGCCAUCGCGGACCUCCCCUCGCGCUACCGCAGCGCCAUGGAGCGAUCCCGCGCAAUCGCGAUGCAUAAGGCUGACGAGGCCGCUGCCGAGGCUUCGCGGGAUGCGGCGGCGGCGGCGGCGGCGCCGGUGGUGCUGGAGCGGGUGAGGCUGGUGGCGGGGCAGGAGGAGUGCGGCGGAUGCGAGGCGGCGGGAUCGGUGCCUUGCGCGACGUGCGCGGCGUCGGGGCUGUAUGUGGAUCCUAUUAUGGAGUGCCAAGGGAUCAUCGUUAAAGUGCGCUGCCUCGGCUGUGGUGGUUCCGGCACUAUUCUUUGCCCCAAGUGUGGUGGACGCGGCCAUAAAUCACUUCACGGUUUGCCUGGGGCAUUUUCUCCGUCAGUCACAGUCAGCCAGCACCAGGCCAGAAGUCGUAGCAUCCGUCUCCGUCAAGCUGUUACCGAUCGACGCCGUCAGUGCGCAGUUUCCAUGGCGGCGCCGCCUUCCAGAGGCCUGCCGGCCGACAUUAUCCUAAACGGACACCACGUGCAGGCAUGGCUCCGCGUUCCGCCUGCCGAAUCCGCCGCAUCUCCCGCCGCAGGUGCCGGCGCGCCCGCGUCCGAGGAGUCCGUCAUCACCUGGACGCCGAAAACCGCUGCUGACGUGGCAGGAGCAACGGUCGGAUCGCAGCUGGUAGCGGGAUCCAUAUCUUUAGAUUCAGAUCUAAUCGGAUUCAGCACGACAGGCGCUUCGACGAUCACUCUCCGGCUCUUCAAACUCCCGACGACGGAUCCUACGGGAACGGGAGUCGCGGCGCUCUCUCUGUGCACGACGACGCGCGCGCACAGCCGGCGGCGCGAGAGGGAGGACGUGCUGGUGGAGUUUAAGAACGCGGAGGAGCACGAGCGGUGGGGCGAGGAGCUACAGCGGUGGCGGCGGACGAAUGGCCGGCCGUCGUCGCUGCUAGUGGUGCUGAACCCCGUGGGCGGCAAGGGCAUGGCGCGGGACAUCUACAAGCGGGACGUGGAGCCGCUUCUCAAGGCCGCUGACGUCAAGUACGAGCUUAUUGAGACGCAGCGGUAUCGGCACGCGGUUGACAUUGCCAAGGACAUGCGCGUGGGGGAGUACGAUGGGGUCGUUUGCGUUGGCGGUGAUGGCAUUCCCGCUGAGGUGCUGAAUGGGCUGCUAGCGCGGUCAGAUUGGAAGGAAGCCAUCAGGACGCCUUUAGGUGUGAUUCCAGCAGGCUCGGGUAAUGGCAUGGCCAAGUCGCUGCUACACGCGUCAGGGGAGGAGUGCACACCACAGAACGCCACACGAGCCGUUAUCCUCGGGCGCAGCACAGCAGUGGACGUGGGCACGGUGUCACAGCCCCACGCGCUCUUCCACUUCAUUCUCAACGUCAACUGGGCAUUUGUGAGCGAUGUGGACAUCGAGUCAGAGGUCUAUCGCUGGAUGGGAGGCUUCCGCCUCACCUUCUAUUCCAUAAUCCGCAUCAUGAACCUGAGGCGCUACCACGCGCGCCUAUCCUACCUGCCUGCCGCGGCCUCCACAGCCCCCACAGCCCCGGGUGCGCUACAGCCGGAGGAGCGCGAGGGCGGCGUGUAUGCGGGCGUGCCGGCUGCGGCUCUAGGGGAUCCUGAUGCUUGGGUGACGGUGGAGGGGGAGUUCGUGCUGCUGUGGUGCCAGAACACUGCCUGGGCUGCAGAGGCCAUGCACGUCACGCCGCAGGCAGAGUUAUCGGACGGGUGUUUGGACAUGAUAGUGGUGCGCGAGUGCACGUCCAUGCAGCUGCUGGAGCUCAUGAUGCAGAUGGAGGAGAACAACGGCAAGCACAUUGCCAGCCCGCUGCUGCAAUACAUCAAGGUGCGAGCAUUGAAACUCGAGGCCGGGGGGAGAGUUCGUCACGAGCCGGGGCGGGGAGGAAUAGUGGCGGUGGAUGGCGAAGUGGUUGCGAGGGGGGUGGGCGCGUUUGGGUUCGAGUCAGGAAAGGACCCCAUGGAUUAUGGAGGAAGUGCGCGGUUAGGGGCGUUCCGCGGGGCGAUGAGCUUCGCCGCUCCGUGGGUUUCCUCGUCUGCCUCCACGCAAGUCGCAUUCAGUCGGGAGGAGGAGGACGAGAUAAACCGUCAGCGGCUUAACGCGGAGCUUCAGCGGUUGCAGCGGCUUCCGCCGACGUCCAUCUACGCGUCACAUCGCAUCAGAGUGGCGCGCCGCGCGCUUGAACUACUUUCCGCGUCGUCGUCGCAGCGUUCCACGGACCAGGAGAGGGAGCUCGAAGCGCUCUUCGCCUCGCUCUCCCUCUAG
This is a messenger RNA of Closterium sp. Yama58-4, 2487 nucleotides long. The record is from the annotation of a GenBank genome assembly. Lineage: Eukaryota; Viridiplantae; Streptophyta; Zygnematophyceae; Desmidiales; Closteriaceae.